GCCAGCUUAGCUAAACGUACGCGGGUACGCGGGGUUCAACAUUCAUCCCAGUGUGGUGCGAUACGGAACUGUUUGCAUUUGCAAUUUCUUUGAGUUUUCCUUUCGAUUUUCCUGCCUCACCACCACCACCCAUCGCCGUUCUAUUCGUUUGUGUUUGUUUGUUCAACGUGUGACGGGAAGCAGUGUGCGAGUUUUCCUCGAGGAGCUUUUCCAGUCGAUGCUUUCCCGGUCGGAAAAUUGUCGCUCGCCGGUCAGACGCUUUUCGGUACUUGAAGUGAAUGCACCUGUUCCGGAAAUAAGUUUUUUUUUUUAGAUAAGCACGGCGAUAGUAUUAAGCAACUUUCAUCGGUGAAUUUAGCUUUGUUAUAUAAUUGAUACAACAAGUUCCUAGAAAACUGAGUGAAUAAAACAUCAACGCCAAUUGGUAAUCAACGUUCUCACUAUUUGUAUUGUAUAGUAAAUAAACCCAAUGAUGUGAGCAUGUCAAGAAACAAUGGUCAGCAGGCACUAGUGUCAAGGGUUUUUCUUAGGUGAUCAGAAACAAUCCAUCAGAUUAGGAUUUUCAUCCUUAAACUUCUCACGUUUUUAGACCCAAACUAACCUUAUUUGCUCAACAUUCAGUACAACUCAUCGCGUGGGAACCUGGAAUUUCCACAAUCACACAUCCACGCUUUUCGAACCAGACAGUUUUCAAGUGCAGUUCCAUAACGUUCCAACAGGUGAUAACAGGUGUUUUUUUUCACUCCUGCUGAAAGUAAAUAUCGACUGUAUGUACAUGAUUGAUAUUUAUCAGUUUGAUCGGUUUUUGCUAUCUCUAACGCUAUCACAGCUCGUUCGGUUGUAGUAGGCCUUGCCUUGCCUGCAAUAACACACAUAAAGACGAAACCGGUAUCGGUGAUUUGAUAGAAGUUACAAAAUUGUGAUUAUUACCUACAAAGUGUUUCAAGUCUGUUUUGAUUCUUGUUCCCUUAUGUGGCUUACCCAGGAAGGUUGACGUCAGCUCAUCAACCAGUUCCAAAGAAGUAAACCAGUUGUCGGGCUCGUGGAUUGUGCGAUGAUACCAGUCUCCCGGACCUGCCGAAAGAUAUUCUAGAAGCGAAUGACCUGUUGGACCUUAUUACUGAUAUAAUCGUCGAAGAAAUGCCCCCUUCAGCACCCGAGAAGCCAUUCGUCGUCAUCACCGAACAGCCGCAGUCCAAGGCACUCCGCUUUCGGUAUGAAUGUGAAGGACGUUCGGCCGGUUCGAUACCGGGUGUGCACAGUACACCGGAGCAGAAAACCUUCCCCAGCAUCGAGGUACGCGGUUACAAGGGCCGAGCCGUGGUGGUAGUUUCCUGCGUUACCAAGGAUCCACCGUAUCGGCCCCAUCCGCACAAUCUAGUCGGUAAGGAGGGCUGCAAGAAGGGUGUCUGCACGGUGGAGAUCAACAGUAGUAGUAUGACCUAUACCUUCAGCAAUCUCGGUAUUCAGUGCGUCAAGAAGAAGGACAUCGAGGAUGCGCUGCGAUUACGAGAGGAGAUACGGGUGGAUCCGUUCAAAACUGGAUACAGUCACGCUAAGCAACCCGCCACCAUCGAUCUGAACGCCGUCCGACUUUGCUUCCAAGUGUUUCUGGAGGGUCAACAGCGGGGACGCUUUACGGAACCGCUGCAGCCGGUGGUGUCCGAUAUUAUCUACGACAAGAAGGCCAUGUCGGAUCUGGUGAUUUGUAAGCUUAGUGACAUUACGGCUACGGUGGCCGGUGGCAAAGAGAUUAUUCUGUUGUGCGAAAAGGUCGCCAAGGAGGACAUUUCGGUGAGAUUUUACGAGGAACAGCACGGCAAGAUCGUGUGGGAGGAUAUUGGCGAGUUUCAGCAUACCAACGUGCACAAACAGGUGGCUAUCUGCUUCAGAACGCCACGCUAUCGAACGCUGGAGGUGGAGCAUUCAGUUAUGGUGAAUAUUCAACUGAGAAGGCCUUCGGACGGUGCUACCAGUGAACCGCUGCCAUUCGAACUCGUCCCGCUAGACUCAGGUAGGCGUAGAUUCUGGUCGCUUCAGCAUGACAUACUGAAGAACGAUUCUCCGGAGAAUGAGGUGUUCAAAAAAAUUCUUCUAGAGGGUACAGUAGCUCCGGCAGAGUUGAAACCUACUCCGCCCGUUAGUCCAAGUCAAUCGGAUGAGGUCAUAGUGUUAGACACUCCGAUAGCGGAGAACAAACCAAUCGUAACGGAGCAGAUUCCUAGUGAACAGAAAACGACCGAGUGGAUCGAGCGAAACGAAUUCAACGAUGCUAACAAUAAUAGCGUUGACAAUCAGAUGAUGGAGGAAAGUGUGUCCGUCGAGCAGCAAGUUCCGAAAGAGGAUGAAGAUAAAACUCUGAAUGAGCUGUUGGAACAGGUUGCCGAGCUGGAUGAGAUCUAUACGGAUCACCAGCUCCGGCGGGAAAAUAUGAUCAUUGAGAAUGAACUGAAAAAUCUAGAGAAAACUGUUCCGAUUGGUCUGGUAGAGAACGGUGAAAAGAUGGAUAUUGACGAUGUUUUUGAUGACGCAGCUACCUAUACUAGUUUGCAACGUGCCUUUAAAAAUCCGGUUCCGCUAGCGUUAGGCCCUCCGGUUCCACCGCGUCCUUUCUUUCAAUUUGAAGUAGAACCAGGGGAUUACGAUGCCGUGGAACCUGCUGUUGUUUGUCCUCCUACCAUUGAGAUUACUUCGUUGAAACGGGAUAGCAGAGAUGAGGAAAAACUUCCCCCACUUCCUCCGAAACGUGCUAAACCAAAUAGUCAGAAUAAGGAAAAUUUCGAUGGCGAUGAAGUCAUCCUGCAUAGUAUCAUUCGUAAAGGUUCCAUGCGUAGCUUAACCCCACGUCCCCAGUCUGAUCAGAUCAUCAUCAUGAAGUCUCCGGACAGCCCACCGAAUAAAAAACUUCCUCCUACACCGCCGGCGUCCCCUGUUAAGAGUGACUACGGUACAUUGCCUAAGAGUAAGAAGCCAGGUUUUUUCUCUAAGCUGUUCUCUCGUAAGAAAAGCAAAUCUGAUCUUUCCGGUAGUACCAGCACUCUGAACAAUAAGGGAACUCCUGGAGCAUCCAAAGAACCAAGUGUCGUAAAUUUCGAAUCGGGUGAUUCUGUUCGGGCUUCUAUUCGUAGCAAAACUGAGAAGGGGGAGAAGCGUAAGGCUGGUAAACCGGUUGCUCGAAGUGCCAGCAGUGUUUCCUACAAGCAGCGACCGACUACCGAGUCGAAUCCCGAUGUAAUCUACAUCCCGCUCAAAGGUGAUGGUCCUUCGACAAACCUUUCGUUCCGAACCGGAAACGGGGGCAGUGGCACGCAUCUUUCUCUUCCGGGGAACGAAAAUUAUGAGCGAGCAAGCACAGCUUCGCUGCCACCACUGGAUCGGAAAGCGGUCAGUGCUUUACAGCUGGACGUUCCGAUUCAGGACGGUAAUCUCGAACUGGUUGCUAUUGCCGAUGCAAGAAGUAUAAAGAAUCUGGUCGAGGGGGAUUUCGGGAUCAAGCUCGACCCGAGUGUAGAUCUUACCGAAGCCGAACACUUUGCCUUGUACACCUCAAUUGCCCCGAAUGCGGCCCUCAGCGAGUUCGAUGAUACUUCCUGCUAUUACUCCCUGGUCGAACCUGGUCCGUUCAUAUUCCAGCAGCAGCCGCAUAUCCGUCCCAAUAGUACCGCUUACAGUGCCGAUGUCUAG
This is a messenger RNA of Topomyia yanbarensis, 3684 nucleotides long. RefSeq names its product embryonic polarity protein dorsal (gene dl). Gene Ontology annotation, biological process: canonical NF-kappaB signal transduction; response to cytokine; regulation of DNA-templated transcription. Bases 1141 to 3684 code for a protein of 847 amino acids. The transcript has 5 exons. The record is from RefSeq and is a predicted model, not a curated record. Lineage: Eukaryota; Metazoa; Arthropoda; Insecta; Diptera; Culicidae. Gene Ontology annotation, cellular component: cytoplasm. Gene Ontology annotation, molecular function: DNA binding; DNA-binding transcription factor activity.